Daucus carota subsp. sativus is the source of this 1568-nucleotide messenger RNA. RefSeq names its product probable sodium/metabolite cotransporter BASS2, chloroplastic. The transcript is spliced from 7 exons. Gene Ontology annotation, cellular component: membrane. Lineage: Eukaryota; Viridiplantae; Streptophyta; Magnoliopsida; Apiales; Apiaceae. The coding region runs from base 119 to 1366 and encodes 415 amino acids. The record is from RefSeq and is a predicted model, not a curated record.
GAAACGAGGUUCCUACGUCAUUUCCAACUCUCAACUCGAAAGAUUUGAUCCCCCCACUGGCCACUGCUCAUAGUCGCAGAAGUCCGUAAAAUUGCUCAGCCAUAUCACUAUAUCAGUCAUGUCACUUUCUUUCCGUUUAAAUCCCCACAUUUUCCACCCAGUUUCUCGCUCAAGUAAAAAUCUAAUCUUUAAUCCCACAAAGCCCCCAUUCUUAAUCCCUCCAAGAAAAUUCCCACACAAAAACUCACCCAUAAUCAGAUCUGCAAAUGGAGAAUCACAGCAAUCAAUUCCCAUUGAUCAAGAAAAACCCAGAUGGGAAAAAAUGGUUUCAGAUGCAGCAAGCUUGUAUCCAAUUUAUGUUACUCUUGGUGGGGUUGUUGCUUAUAUUAGGCCUUCCACAUUUUCUUGGUUUGCAGAGAAGGCUCCCACUUCUUACAGCCUGGGACUUGGAUUGAUAAUGCUGUCUAUGGGUCUUACUCUAGAGCUUAAAGAUUUGAUCAAUUUGUUCUUGCAAAAUUCUUUUGCUAUAAUAUUUGGAUGUGUAGCUCAGUAUACGAUAAUGCCAGUUUUGGGGCUUGUUAUUAGCAAGGUUUUAGGGCUGUCACCAUCUCUUUCAGCUGGUUUGAUAUUGCUUUCCUGUUGUCCUGGUGGUACUGCAUCCAAUGUGGUGACUUUAAUUGCUCAAGGAGAUGUUGCAUUAUCCAUAGUCAUGACUGUUUGUACCACUCUUGGAGCAGUGCUGCUUACACCUACUUUGACAAAGAUACUGGUUGGAACUUAUGUUCCUGUAGAUGCUCUUAAACUUUCCAUCAGCACCUUGCAGGUGGUAGUCCUGCCGAUCCUAUUAGGUUCUUACAUGCAGAGCAAAUUUCCCAAGGCUGUGAAGCUUGUGACACCUUUUUCUCCACUAUUCACUGUAUUGGCUGCCUCAUUGCUGGCAUGCAGUGUGUUUGCUGAAAAUAUUGUUCAUCUGAAAUCAUCGAUGGCGAGUGCAUCUCUGUCACCUGACCUGUCUCCGCUUCUUCAGUCUAAAGCAAUAUUCUCUAGUGAAUUGGGAGUUACAGUACUUGCGGUGCUGUUGCUUCAUUUUGCUGGUUUUUUUGUAGGGUCUCUCUGCAGGUAUAUAUCCGCAUCUGUUGCCGGGUUAAGGGAAACACAGCGGCGCGCCAUAUCCAUUGAGGUCGGAAUGCAAAAUUCUUCCCUAGGCGUUGUUUUGGCGACCGCACAUUUCAGUUCACCCAUGGUUGCAUUGCCUCCUGCAAUCUCUGCCGUAAUUAUGAAUGUAAUGGGUAGCAGUUUGGGCUACUUCUGGAGAUGCAUCAAUCCUGCUGAUUCAAGCACUAGUUCUACAGCAGGUGAUAGGUAGCGUUUUUUUUUUUUUUUUUGUAUAAGGGAGAUUGUUUUACCUCCAGGUUUUUUGGUCCUUUGAUUCAUAGAUAAACACUUUUAGUGAUAUUGAGACCCAAUUACAUCUCAUGCACAUCUUUAUCUCUACAGUAUCUUCAUACAUUAUAGGAGUAUUUUGGUCUCAAUUCCAGCAAAGGGUGUGCAUAUAUCACCUUUUUUUU